AUGAAACCAGUGAGGUCCUCAAUCGACCGAAAGCUGCUGAAGGUCGUAUGUCUCUAUGAGUUACGGAAGGCUGUGGAUAACGUUGGUAGUGAUGAGCUUCUCAUGCUGAUUAAGCAGCGUAUUGGCACCAUAAAGAGCGAGCAGACCCCUGACUUGGACGAGUUGUUCGAGAAGAAGUUAAAGAUCACCUUGGCAGAAGAUGAUAUCCAUGCUCAUGUGCUACGGUACUACCGUGAUUUCUCCUCUAUUAUUGAAAACCAUGGUUUAGGGAAAAUACUCGGUGUCGGAGACCCCGAUGCAGAGGGGUUUGCUGAUCGCAUGAAGCUACGAUGCACCAUCUUGAUCGAUAAUCUCGAGCCUCGUAUGAGAGGCAAAGACAAAACGAUGUCAUGCUCUUCAAUAUCAUUAAGGAGAAGGCAUUGGCUCAGCACAAGUAUCACUUGCUGUCGAUAG
Messenger RNA from Phytophthora infestans T30-4, 453 nucleotides. RefSeq lists its product as uncharacterized. The coding region runs from base 1 to 453 and encodes 150 amino acids. The transcript has 2 exons. Lineage: Eukaryota; Oomycota; Peronosporomycetes; Peronosporales; Peronosporaceae. The record is from RefSeq and is a predicted model, not a curated record.